AUUAGAUACAUUGCGAACGUUCUGCGCGCGAGGCUCCACCCGGCCAGACCCCGGAAGUGGUGUCCAAGGACUCGAAGGAUGAAGACAGACGGUAGUCGGUUGACGCGCCCGAGAACCGGGCUCGGCUCCGGCCCCCCACGGGUGGGCACGGCCACCCUCCGACCAGCAGGCUUCCAAGUGCCCAGGACCUCCGCCCAGCACCACCUCACCCCGAGAAUCCGGCUGCCAGCCGCGUGGCUGGAGAACAAGUUUCUGGUGCCGCCCCCCGGGGCCCGGGCGGGCCUUCCGAAACCGACCCUCCGCUUCAGCCAGCCCCUCGACCCCCGGCUGCCUCUGGGCCUGGGCGCCUGGAGGGGUGGUCCACACUCCCUUGCCCACAAACCAGACCCUCGGCAGCUAGAGCCGGGAUGCCAGCCCGAGAGCCGAGCCGAGGGCACCAUUGACAGCAGGGAGCAGGCCUGGGAGGUCCCGGCCGAGUUGCCUGAGCUGCUGCCCGCCUACGACCUGUCGAAUGAGGAUUACGAGGACCUGGUGCAGGCCCGGGUGGACCUGGCCGACGAGGAGCUGCAAGACGUUGCAGACCCCUCGCAGAACCGGGAUGCCGUGUUGAGGCGGAAGAAGGUGCAGCUCUUGAACGAGGUUUGCUGCUCUCUCAUCAAAGGGGGGAACCUCGCGGAGAAGGAGGAUGAAACCCGUGAAAGGCUGCAGGUCCUCUGCGAGGAGAUCGCGCAGCAAGAUCCUGAGUUUCUCCUGAAGGUUGCCCUGUACACACGGCAGGAACUGAACAUCCGCAGCACCGCCAACUUCCUGUUGGCGCUGAGCGCCUGGCUCCUGCCCUCGAGGCCUCACCUGCGCCGCUAUUUCUGCCAGGCUGUUCGGCUGCCUUCAGACUGGAUCGAGGUGGCACGGCUGUACCAGAGUUUGGCAUCGAACACCGGGAGCCUGGCCCCCUACCCCUCGUGUCUGCGGCAGUCUCUGUCCGACCGGUUUAAAGGGUUCGAUGAGUACCAGUUGGCCAAGUACAACAGCAGGAAGCAGCGCUGCAAGAACUGCUCAAAGAGACUGCAACGAUCCUCUCUGACUGCAAAUGAGACCAACCCAAAAACUCCCUUCUCUCUGAAGAAGCUGGUCCGUUGGCUGCACCUGAAGGAGCCAGCCUAUCACGUCAUGUGUCUGUUGGGUCGAAGGUACCCAGCUGACCUCCAGUCCUUUUCCCGCAGUCGGUUGCCCGGGCCCUGGGAUUCCCGCAGAGCCGGGAAAAGGAUGAAGUUUGAGUUGCCGGAGUCCUGGGAGAGGCAGCUCUCAUUGCAUGGCAACACUGCCGCAGUCUGGGAGCAGCUCAUAGAUCACCAGAAGCUCCCAUUCAUGGCGAUGCUGCGUAACCUGAGGAACAUGAUCGCAGCUGGCAUCAGCACCCCGCACCACAGCCAACUCCUGAGGAGGCUGACGGACAAGGACUCGGUCAUCCGUAGCCGGCAGUUCCCGUUCCGAUUUCUGGCCGCCUACCAGGCCCUGAAUGAAUUGCAGCGAAGGUUGGACGAGAAAGACGAGCCCCUGCCGACGAAAGCGGCCCUGGUCCAGAAGGCCCUGGAGUCUCUCCGUUUGCCUCGGAGACGCAUGCAGUUCCUUGCCCGCUCCAGGGCGGCACCCCUUCAGUUUCGCGGCAAACGCAUCGAGUUCGUGCACCAGUGGGCAACCAAGAAGUUGGAGGAUCUAAGGAAAAGCAGGAUUGUUCGGUAUGACCGUGAGAUACUGGAGAGGUACCGGCGGGCCUUGGCGGCGGCCGUGGAGAUCUCCGCCUCGCACAACAUGUCCCCGCUCCCGGGACGCACGGCUGUCCUGUGCAGCGUGAGCCACAACAUGACACAGCCUUGUGUCAGCGCCAAAGGCCUGUACGUGCCCAGGACCAGGACCAAGGAGGAGGAAGACCAGGCCCAGAUCAGGAGGAGCCCGAUGAUCCUGGACGUGGCCAUUCUGCUGGCCCUGAUGGCCCAUCACGUCAGUGAGCAUGCCCAGCUCAUCCUCUUCAACAACGACACCUACCGGGAGAUCCAGCUGGAGAGCGGCACGGUGCUCAGCAAUGUGGACCGAGUCCUGCAGGAGGCGAAGAGCCUGCAAGAAUCCGAGAGCGCCUCCUUUGAUGGACCCUCGGGGACGGUUGCCUUUAUGAUGGACUGCAUACAGAAUCACACGCCGAUCGACACCAUCUUCCAGCUUGACUGCUUUUACAAUUACAACAUCAAGGAGGCCGUACAGCUCUACCGUUACCACGUCAACCCCGACACCCUCUUCGUCCUGGUGCAGAUGUCAGCCUUUCACUGCAGCAUCGAAGACGAGGCGGACAGCAAAGAUGUGAUUUUGGGCGGUUACAGCGAACAGAUCUUACGGUUUCUGUGCGAGCGUGGCUCUGCACGUCUCCUGGAGCAUGUGGAGGGCAUCGAUGAAGUCUUCCAGCUGCCAAGGGCCCGGGGGGACAGGGGAAGGAAGAGGAGGAAGCUGGUCGAACCAAUGGCCUCGAACCCUCUGCUGCAGACUCCAACACUCAGGUGGAGAACCGUCAGAGUCUUUGUGUCCUCCACCUUCCGGGACAUGUGUUCCGAGCGGGAUCUCCUCAUCCGCUCCGUCUUCCCUGAGCUCCGGGCUCGAGCUGCCCGCCAUUUUGUCCGGGUGGAGGAGGUGGAUCUGCGCUGGGGCAUUACAGAGGAGGAAUCCCGCAGCAACAGGCAGUUGGAGCUGUGCCUCACCGAGGUGUCCCGCUGCCAGCUUUUUGUCGGGAUCCUGGGUGAGAGGUACGGACAGAUCCUCUCUGAGUACCCGCUGCCGGACCUGCCUCAGUUUGAGUGGGUGAAAUCGUAUCCGAGAAACCGUUCCAUCACGGAAUUGGAAAUCAUGCAGUUUUUGCGUCUUCAUGACAAUUCUCCUAGCGAACACGCUUUUUUCUACACCAGAGAUCCGGCCGUGCUGAGGUCCCUCCCAGAGACAUGGAUGUCGGAUUUUGCCUCCGAGUCAGAGGAAGCGAGAACAAGGGUCACCCAUCUGAAGGGCCACGUGAAGGAGGCUGGGCUGCUAGUGCUGGAAAACUACCGCAGCGAGCUGGGGGCCGACGUCUCGGGGAGACCCUUCCUGAAGGGGCUGGAGGAGUUUGGGACGAGCGUGCUCGACAGGCUAUGGAAGGCUAUCGUCUCUCAAUACUGCCAGGCGGACUGCAGCCCGGCGCCCGACGAAGACGCCUUCCAGGGGGCCUUCCGGGAGGCGCAGGCCCGGCAGCAUCACGGACGCCUCCGGCAGCUGGAGGGGACGGCCCUGUCCAUCCGGGACAGGCGGGCGGGCGGCCUGUUGGUCGUCCACGGCAAGCAUGGCCAGGGGAAGACGGCCUUCAUGGCCAGUCUCAUCACCCUGCUCUCGGGGGGCAGCGUGGAGCACAGCCCGGGGCGGAGCCACCUCCUGUUCCACUUCACAGGGGCCACCGAGACAGCCACAGACGCAGCCGGCACGCUCCAUCGCCUGUGCCGGUUACUGACAGCGCAGCUGAAAGACAGACAUGAGCCUCUGCCGCAGAGUUACAGGGGCCUUGUGCUGGAGUUUCACUCUCUCCUGGAGAAUUUUGCACACCGACACCCGCGCGGACACUUGAUCUUACUCGUCGAUGGUGCCGACUGCAUCCAGACCCGAAAUAACCAGCGAACGUCGGACUGGAUCCCCGAGACUGUGCCACAUAGGGUGACGCUGGUGCUGAGCGUUACGGAGGACUCCCCCUUGCACCAGGCCUUGGCCACGCGUAAGGGGCUCGUGCCCGUCCACCUUGGGCCCCUGGAGCCUCUGGAUCGCUCGGAGAUCGUCCGCCGCUACCUGGCCAUCUUUGGGAAGAAGCUGGAGGAAUCAGCCUUCAACAACCAGAUGAGGCAACUGGUGAUGAAGAAGGAAUCCCACAAUCCUCUCUUCCUGAAGCUAGCCAGCGACGAUCUGCGAGAGUUCGGGGUUUUUGAAAAGGUGUCGGACCAGAUCCGCGCUCUGCCGCCGACCCUGCGCGGGCUCAUCCAGCACGCUCUGGGCUGCCUGGAGCGGGAGCAGGGGCAGGAUGUGGUGACUGUUGCCCUCGGUGCGCUCUACGUCAGCACGAAAGGCUUGAGGGAGCGAGACCUUUACUGUGUUCUGUGCACGAGCCGUGGGCUGCCCACAGGAAGUGCCUCGCCCAGUUGGGAGGAAGUGAUGGAAGAGGCCGAGAAGCCACGCAGGCCUGUCCCCAUGGCCUCCUUCGCCCGGCUGAUGCGUAGCCUCCGGAGCAUCCUGGGGAUCUGGACCCCUCCGGCCGAGAUGCCGACCUCCCGUCUCCGACUCUCUGGUGCCCUCUUGCGGGCGGCCGUGUGCCAGAGGUAUCUGAGGGAUGCCAGGCAUGAGAGGCAGCUCCACCAGCUGCUGGCAGUUCACCUCUGGAGACUGAUCGACCCCAAGGGGAAUGGACUGUUCGCUAAAUGUGACCCUGAAGCGCUUUCUGACCUUCCGCAGCAUCUGAUCCUGUGUGGGCAACUCUCCCGUCUUGCCUCUCUGCUCACCAACCUACACUUCUGCCAUCUGCAUUUGCAACUUAAGCUGCUAGCUCAGCUCAACGUGACCUUCAAUCUUUACCGUGAGUCCUUGAAUCCUCCCCUCAUGACCCUGAGAAACCCCUCCCUCCCCACAGUCACUGCCUGA
This is a messenger RNA of Stegostoma tigrinum, 4692 nucleotides long. It is a transcript of the gene tep1, whose product is annotated as telomerase-associated protein 1. Bases 79 to 4692 code for a protein of 1537 amino acids. Gene Ontology annotation, biological process: telomere maintenance via recombination. The record is from RefSeq and is a predicted model, not a curated record. NCBI's taxonomy places the organism in Eukaryota, Metazoa, Chordata, Chondrichthyes, Orectolobiformes, Stegostomatidae. Gene Ontology annotation, molecular function: telomerase activity; telomerase RNA binding. The transcript is spliced from 32 exons. Gene Ontology annotation, cellular component: telomerase holoenzyme complex.